UUCAGUGUGUUGAUGUUUAUCACAAACUCUCUGUUUUGUAAAUUUAGUUCAAAGUUGGAAUUUCAAUGACUCAGUGUUUAUCAGCGUGGUUGUAAAAUGACAGUUUGUCAAUUUCAAGGUUUCCACUUCUACUGAGGAUACAGCUAACUGGGACUGGCUCUGUAGUGUAGUAAGACUCCCAACGCAUAUUAUUUGCUCUGAUGUGUUGAAUUCGACUCUGCCAAGUGAAAUUUCUGAGGGAAAAAUAGUGAUGAAUCUAUCAGUAAUUGCAAGCUGCUGCGUAUCAUAGCACCUGCUAGUCUCCGUUCAAGACUGUUGCAGUAUUUAAUCAUGUCUGGAGCUGUGGGUCUCCUGGCUGAGAUAACAUUAGAUCAAGUUGGAAGCUGCGGUCUCUCCUCAAGCCCAAGCUCAACUUUGACCUCCAACCGCUCAGGGGUCAGCCAUACUCAGAAACCGGCCGAGGGGAUCAUGAACUUCAGUAAAUCGGAUCUUCUGAGACUACUGGGACUCUUGGAGGCAGAGCUUCAGGCAAGAGAGUUAGUCAUAGCUAGCUUGAAGGCCGAGCGAACAAAGCUUCUCCGACCCUCUAACGGCCAGCAGCGGUACACCAUAGCCAACCCCUACACCGCCCUAGGACGGGAUGUAGACGGUAAUGGGAAUACCAAUAAUAGCAGUAAUGGAGAGGAUUGCAAGGAGGACCAGGGGAGUAACAAUGCUCUGGCCUACCUAGAAGCCAUGGUGGCCAAACAUAAGAAAGCUGAAGUAGAGAUGAGUGGCCAAGUGAAGGGGUUGAAGGAGAGCCAUGCUAAGAUGGUGGUGGAUCUAGAGGAAGAAAAGAGGAAACAUGCGCAUGAUACGGCCCAAGGGGAUGACGUCACCUACAUGCUGGAAAAGGAGAGAGAGCGGCUUGCGCAGCAGCUUGAUUUUGAGAAAGCCCAACAGAAGAAGCUUGAGAAAGAGAAUAAACGCUCCCAAGUGGCCCUAGUCCAGGAACGGAAGAAGCACCUGCAGUUUGCCAAGGUCAUCCUAGAUGAGCGGAAGGUCCUCCUGAUGGAGCUGGGUGAGAUGAAACAGAGGAUGGAAGAACUGGAAGACAUGAUGAUUGUGAAGGAAACUCAGCUUGGGACCGCCAAGGCCUGCAUCCACAAGGAGCGGAAGAGGUUCACCAAAAUGGAAGCUGGGAUAGAGAUGCGGCUGUCCGAGUUUGACAUCGAGCGGGAACAGCUCCGUGCCAAACUCAAUCGGGAAGAAAAUAGAACUCGAGAGCUAAGAGAAGAGCUAGAUGUAGCCAAUAACUGUAUGAAUGACCUACAGUUGUCCUUAGCAGAAGCAAGACAUACUGAUGCCUCCAAUGGGAACCGCGAGAAUCCCACUUCUGCCACCAAUGGAAGAGAUGGUAGAGCUAAGCCUCUUGGAAGGGUUACUGGAUCUCCUAUUUCAGCAGCAAAAGCAGGGAAGAUUGGUACACCAAGAGGAAUUAGAACCCCUCCGAGGUCAGAUAAAUCUGAGGGGUCUUCCUCUGGAUCUGAGGAGCUCUAUAGUCCCAUGAGUCCUACACACUCUAAGCCAAUACCAGGAAGGCCUCAGAAGAGCGCUUACCAACCGCAGUAUGGUUCAUCUGGGAAACCCACUCCCAGCAGUAACUCUGAAACCAGGAGUGUGGAAAAUGAAAGUGGAAAGACUGAAGUGAGGUCAUCUGUGAAGCAUAAAGGAUCUCUACUGUAUUCUAAGGGAAAUGGGAAGACUUUGAGUCCAGCAACAAGUCUUGAUAGGUUGAACAGUAGAACAAAUACGUCAUCACCGCCACCACUGAGAGGCAGUAAAAUCCCUUCUAGCACAGGGAGUGCUUCUAAGGGAUCUCAUAAUGUGCUGUCACCUCAGCAGAACAGAAAAGGCUCCAUUGAAAUGGAAAGGCCAGCACAGCAGAACAGAAAAGGCUCUGUUGAAAUGGAAAGGACAACAUCUCAAAGAAGCCUCCAACCAAGUACACCGUCUCCAAAACCUGCAGCUACAAGUUUAGUAAGACCUACAGCUCUCUCUGGUUCCCCAUUUAUGAAAGCAGCAGAUGCCUUUAAAGCCGGUGCUAAGAAAGCAAUACCAUCAGGGCUUCCAGGACAUCAAUCUCAAAUUGCUUUUCAAUCCCCAUCCAAAGUCGGCUCAUCAAUCGUCCCUAAAGCAGCUGUCUCACCUUUAGUAAAUACAGCCAAGAAAUCCUCACAGCAACCCUUGAAGCCACCAACACCCACCCAGCCGACAGCACCUCUUUCAAAAGUCAAUCCACCCAGCCCAGCAAAUGUGUCUUCCAACUUGGCAAGCACCACAGUCGCCGCCAGCGGCCAGCCGGCCAAAGUCGGAACGCAGCAACCUCCAGUGUUCACACCUCCUGCUAAGCGCACUGUCUCCCCAAGAGGUACCCCACCACCUGUACCGCCAAACAAGCCUACUCUCAUACCACAAAAGACUAACGCUUCUUCUUCUUCUUCAUGCACUUCUACUACCACUAUCACUUCUGCCACUGCAACUCCUGUCAGUAAAUCGGACUCCAACAGGAACUCUUGUCCUCCGACCCCUCCGGUGCGGCGGUCGGAUUCCCUAGUGGAGGCCCGCAGACAGUUUUACACCAACAAGCUCGGUGGUAGUCCAACUAACCCAAGGGGUGCACUGGAUAACCAGAUGCUUCUCAGCGCUGCUAACAUCAAUUCCAACAACUCAAAUGCUAUUGACACCUUUGCCAUUGACACUAACGAUGAUUUAGCAUACAGCGAGGGUCCACAUUUUCAAAAGAGUGCCCAAGACCAGAGCCCCACGCAGAAAUCCACAACCCAGGUGGGUGACGACACAGUUUUAAGGCACAGCGGGGCCCCGCCCAUUCAUAGCGAUCAUGGCUUUUACCAUAACACCCUAGGCCCACAACCAGAAGGUAGCACCCCAGUUAUAGCCCGGCUUCCCCCUUCCACUGCACCCACCAGCAGCUCCCCACUGCACCAGGCCGCAGUGGCAGGGGAUACGGCCACCGUUUGUAGAUUAAUAGAAGAGAAACACAGUCCCUGUAGCAGAGAAAUUGAUGGCUCUACCCCUGUACAUAUUGCAGCUGAACACGGCCAAUUAGAUUGUUUAGAAUUACUUUUAGAUCUUGGAGGUGAUGUUAAUAUAGCUAGAAUAGAUGGCUUCACACCGCUACAUGGGGCUGCUGCUCAAGGCCAUGAUAGCUGCUUAGAUUUACUCCUUGAAAGAAACUGCAACCCUUGCACCCCAGACUCCCUCGGAUGGCACCCUCUUCACUGGGCAGUAGCCAACGGUCAUUCUAACUGUGUCAGAACCCUUAUUGACUGUGGAGCAACUAGAGACUGUCUCACUAAGGCUGGAUGGACGCCCUUACACUGUGCAGCAAGAUACAACCACACAAAGUGCCUCCAAGUACUGCUCUACCAUAAAACAAAUGCUAGUCCCGAUGAUCCCACUCCUGCCACUAAUACUCUUCCAGAUAACAACAGCCAAUCAGAUGAUAGGCUGGUGGUGUCUGAGGUGCUCAAUAUGGCCGACCAAGAAGGAUGGACGGUGGCUCAUGUUGCGGCUUCAACGGGACAAAAAGAAUGUCUGGAGAUGCUGUGUAACUAUGGCAACCUGGACUUAGACACUAAGGACAAAUGGAGGAGAACUCCAAGUGAUGUGGCAACAGAAUCCUGCAAAGAAUUCCUCUUGAGUUUAGAAGGAAAGGCGGUCCAAGUAUUGAUGGAACUGGCCGGAAACACAAGCAACUCACUCAGUAAUCAGAAGGAACAGAAUCGUCACUUUGUGAUUGGUCAGUUAACGGUACGACCUGACAUGACCUGGAUGACCUUUGACCGCUGCAUGGCAUCUGUAUUGGCCAAUCACUCCAGGGAUUUGGAAGGCUGUGGUCGACUCAAGUCCGAUCAUGAAAGUGAAAGCGAUAAAUGUAACUCAGAUGAAGCUGUUGAUUACGGCCAUGACUUAGGACUCAAUGCUAAUAGCAUCCAAUCAUUCGUUGCAGGUAACUUACAGUGGUCUGUGGGUGAUGGCCCUAAGAGCAUGCGACCUUAUGAGAUAUUCAGUUUGACCUCUGAGGUCAUAGUUCAUCUCCGUGGGAUUGAGGUCGGAGGAGUUGACCAGCUGGCUUAUCAGAUGCUCAUUCCAUCGGCCACACUACAGAACUACAUCAGAUUGAUUGAGCAGUACAAGAGCGUUGUUUUCUAUGGGCUUCCUGGCAGUGGAAAGUCACACUUAGCGUCACAGUUGGCUGAGUUUGUCCAGACUAAGUAUUAUCAGUUGAACAUCAAGAGUCAUGUGACCCACCUAGUACUUCAAUCCAAGACAACCCAACAGGAGAUAACCAAGCUGCUUUGUAGCAAUGGUGUAUACGUCCCACUCAGUGACGUCACAGCAUCUAAAACAGUACCAAUCCUAGUAUUAGACAACCUAGAAAAGACCACUCUACCAGGGGUGUUAUCAGAUCUACUCAAGGGUCUAGAGCAAAGAGGCUCUCAACGAUCUCUUCAGGUAUCAUCCCCACAAGGCAAUGGACCGUUCCAUCUACACCCAGAGUGUAUCGUCAUUGGCACCAUGGAUAAAAACAGCUUGGGGUUAGAUCUCUCCACUCAGCAUUGUUUCCGUUGGGUACAGUUCCAUCAUGACAAAGAGCCAGUUGCCAGCAUGCUACCCCGCUACCUCCUACGACGUCUCAUCAACCACACCAACGGCAAACUCCCUUCCUCUAAUAACCAAUCCUACAGAGCCAUGGAGUGGAUCUGUAAUGUAUGGCAGAGACUCAACGACUGUUUCCUGAGACUCAAAUUAGAGCACACUGCACUUGGACCUAAGCAAUUCCGUGCCUGCCCUGUGGAUUCGGAAGGGCCUAACUCAGUUUUCAGAUGGUUUUGUCUGUCCUGGAACCAUGCUAUUGCACCCGGUAUUGAGGAUGCCCUUCGAAAGAAUAACUCCCCAUCCUCUAAUUCUCAUAAUUAUCAACGCCUUGCUAGCACCACGCUCUAUGUCCUGUUACAGCGGGCAGUGUUCCCUGGUUGUCCUUUUACCGGUGAAGAAGCCGAAGAUUAUAUGUCUAGUUUCCGAGGCGUGAAUGAAGUGAUAACCCAGCUAACAUCCCAUAAGACUGGAAGCUUGAAACGACCUCGACGGAGUAAGAGUCUAGAUCGUAGUAAGACGAGUAACAAGGCUGCACUGAUUGCCAGCAAACAGCAAGCUGCUCUGGACUUGGAUGGACCUCAUACCGAUUUACAUCGUAGUACAAGGUCGAUGAUUCCCAGGAGAGUUCCAAAGCCGUACAACAAAAUCGGUACCAGUGACAGCAAUAGUAACUUGGUGAGCUCCAGCCAGCCAGACUUGAUUCCAUCCUCCCCGAUUGAAGACAGUGACCUCCUAGAAUCCCUAGUGCAGCUCCAAGGCUGCCAGCUAGACUCCCAGAUGGAUCAACUCACACAGCUCCAAGAGAACCUCUUCGGGAAGGCCAGUACCUCCCUAGGAGUGACUGGGAUGACCAAGAGGAAGAGUGACUCUCAGAGUAGAGGCGAGAAGCAGAUGAAGAGGUCCAGCCUGGAGGAUACUGUGUCCACAUCUUCAACGGCAACAUCACCAGGGCAACAUGGGAAGAAGAGGAGGAGUAAAGAUGAGGAUGGAGUGUGGGAUGUAUGGGAGGAGACGGUUUAGAAGAAGCAGAUAAAGAGGUCCAGCCUGGAGGAUGCUGUGUCCACGUCUUCAACGGCAACAUCACCAGCAGGGCAACAUGGGAAGAAGAGGAGGAGUAAAGAUGAGGAUGGAGUGUGGGAUGUAUGGGAGGAGACGGUUUAGACAUCUUUUCAAGUUUCAUCUGCAAUCAUUCUUGGAGCACGUUGUCAUAAGUGAUGUUGGCAAGAUAUGGUGGAAUGAGAAAUAAUUAGUUGAGGGGGAGAUGGUUUAAUUGAGAGGAGGCAGAUUAGAAAUGGGUUUAUCAAGUUAAUUGCAAUAGCAUUCAGUAGUCUGACCCCAUUGUGGUAUAAUGAGCAACAGUGUAAAAUAUCAGUGUUCCACACGGGGAACCAGACAGGUCUAGCAUUACUCUAUGCUGGUGUCUUAGGAGCAUAUUUUUAGUCUAACCCUGCAACUGAUUUCACAAAACGCUAGGAUUAAUCCUAUCAGAAAAGAGUUACCCGUCCUAACUUCUGAUGGGUUCAAUGCG
Asterias rubens (European starfish) is the source of this 6190-nucleotide messenger RNA. RefSeq names its product cortactin-binding protein 2-like. The coding region runs from base 331 to 5682 and encodes 1783 amino acids. NCBI's taxonomy places the organism in Eukaryota, Metazoa, Echinodermata, Asteroidea, Forcipulatida, Asteriidae. The transcript has 22 exons. Gene Ontology annotation, molecular function: ATP binding; ATP hydrolysis activity; protein binding. The record is from RefSeq and is a predicted model, not a curated record.